AUGGAGCAACCCAAAGACUUCCGCUCGACGGUGUUGCAGGCGCCUGCCCGCAAUGACGACCGCGACGACGAUCGUGAACGCCGCCAUCAUCGCGACAUUAUGAACCCGACGCCCGGAAGCACGCGCCAUUCGGGCUUCAGCCUGCGAUCACCUACGCAGUCUGAGUUCCAUCACCCGCAGCACUCGGCCUACUCGUCGCCCAAGGCGUCAUCGCACUCCCACACGCAUCAUUCCCCGAGAUCUCAUCAGUCCGGCCUGUCGCAUCCGAAUCCCCUCUACUCCUCGUCUUCGUCAUCGUUGCCGGCGCUGGGAGGAAGCAAUAGCAGCAGCUCCGGGGCGGGCCAUCAUCAGGCGCCUCCGUUAUCGCCGCUCCAUCCUCCCAGCGGAUACUACCCGCCACCCGAGUCGCAUUCGUCGCGCGAAAAGCCGACUACGAGCAGUUACUACGAUCCGUUGACUGAUACAACGAAAGAGAGGAGGGUCUCAGAUGCGGCGUCAUGGCAAAAUAACGCGGCCAAGGCAUCAUCGCCCAAGGUAAGAGGAGCUCAUAUUUGUUUGUCAUUUAGCAGUGGUGUCUUUUUUUUCUCUUCUUCACUUCGUAACGGUGCGAUGCGAUAUGAUGCGACGCUCAGACGGAGCUAG
Molecule: messenger RNA, 642 nt
Organism: Colletotrichum truncatum
Lineage: Eukaryota; Fungi; Ascomycota; Sordariomycetes; Glomerellales; Glomerellaceae
Product: SNF2 family domain-containing protein
Source: RefSeq, a predicted model, not a curated record